This is a messenger RNA of Lycium barbarum (goji berry), 1907 nucleotides long. Its product is annotated as sugar transport protein 14-like. Bases 207 to 1748 code for a protein of 513 amino acids. Gene Ontology annotation, cellular component: membrane. Gene Ontology annotation, molecular function: monosaccharide transmembrane transporter activity. The record is from RefSeq and is a predicted model, not a curated record. NCBI's taxonomy places the organism in Eukaryota, Viridiplantae, Streptophyta, Magnoliopsida, Solanales, Solanaceae. Gene Ontology annotation, biological process: monosaccharide transmembrane transport. The transcript has 5 exons.
AUUGACUACUGUAUAAAUUAGGUAGCUUUUCCACUUCUGGAUGAGUAUUAUCCUUGGCUGAUUUUGUGGGAAUAACCUUAAAAGAUGUAUAAAUAACAAUUGUGCCUCCUAAUCUAAUCCUCUUCUACAUCCCAUUUCUAGCAUUUUUACUUUUUCCAUUGAGAAAAAAAAGAAGUUGUAAAUUGUAAUUAGGAGAAUUAACAACAAUGGCUGGUGGUGGAUUUGAUGAUAAAAGAGGAGCAAGAGCUCAUCUUUAUGAGUAUAAAAUUACUAGCUAUUUUGUUUGUUCUUGUAUUGUUGCUGCCAUUGGAGGUUCUCUUUUUGGUUAUGAUCUUGGUGUCUCCGGUGGGGUAACUUCAAUGGAUGAUUUCUUGAAGAUUUUUUUUCCCAAUGUGUACAAAAGGAAGCAAGAACAUCUCCAAGAAACAGAUUAUUGCAAAUAUGACAAUCAAAUCCUCACAUUGUUCACAUCUUCUUUGUAUUUUGCUGCACUAAUUUCCACAUUUGGUGCAUCACAUGUUACUAGGAAUAAAGGCCGUAAAGCUAGCAUUCUAUGUGGUGCUGUUAGUUUCUUUUUGGGAGCAGUCCUUAAUGCUGCUGCUAAAAACAUUGCUAUGCUCAUUAUUGGUCGAUGUCUUCUUGGAUUUGGCAUUGGAUUUAGCAACCAGGCAGUCCCAUUAUAUCUUUCAGAAAUGGCACCUGCAAAAGUAAGAGGAGCAGUGAACCAAUUGUUUCAACUCUCAACUUGCCUAGGAGUAUUAAUAGCCAAUUUUGUCAACUAUGCAACUGCUAAAAUCCAUCCAUGGGGAUGGAGAUUAUCUCUUGGCAUAGCAACAGUUCCUGCAGUAUUUAUGUUUGUUGGUGGACUUUUUCUCCCUGAGACACCAAACAGUCUCGUAGAACAAGGCAAAUUAGAGAAAGCAAGGGAAGUCUUGGAAAAAAUUAGAGGUACUAAAAAAGUGGAUGCAGAGUUUGCUGAUCUAAUUGAUGCAAGCAAUGCAGCCAGAGGCAUAAAAGAUCCAUUCAGAAACUUACUCGAACGAAAAAAUCGCCCGCAGUUGGUGAUUGGAGCAAUUGCAAUUCCAGCAUUUCAACAACUAACUGGCAUGAACUCUAUUCUAUUUUAUGCACCUGUUAUUUUCCAGAGUUUAGGAUUUGGUUCUGGUGCAGCUUUGUAUUCAUCUGCUAUCACUGGUGGUGCACUUGUUGUGGCUUCACUUAUCUCAAUGGCCUUUGUUGAUAAGUUUGGUAGAAGAGCUUUUUUCUUGGAAGCUGGUGGUGAGAUGAUAUGUGUCAUGGUAGCACUUGCCAUCACUCUAGCAUUGAAAUUUGGACAAGGUGUAGUGCUCCCAAAAGGAAUUGGCAUAUUUCUUGUAAUCAUAAUAUGCAUAUUUGUUUUAGCAUAUGGAAGAUCAUGGGGUCCACUAGGUUGGCUAGUUCCAAGUGAAAUUUUCCCACUAGAAACAAGAUCAGCAGGACAAAGUAUAGUUGUUUGUGUCAACAUGAUCUUCACAGCCAUCAUUGCACAAUGCUUCUUGGUUUCAUUAUGUCACCUCAAAUAUGGCAUAUUUUUAGUAUUUGGUGGUUUGAUUAUCAUUAUGAGUUGCUUCAUAUUGUUGCUCUUGCCUGAGACAAAGCAAGUUCCAAUUGAGGAAAUUUAUUUGCUAUGGGAAAAACAUUGGUUUUGGAAAAGGUAUUGCUCACCACAAGAGAAUGGACUUGAAUUGAAGAAAGAAGAGAAAGUCUAAGAGUUGAUUUGAUGGAUUCUUAGGAAUGAAAACAAUUAGCAUUUUGAUUUUAUUUGUUGCAUCUUUUUUACAUGAAAAAAAAAAGAACUUUGGAAGUAGAUUACAUGUAUGCACUUUGGAUGCCUUUUUAAUCAAUAAUUUCUUCUUCUUUUUUCCCAA